This is a messenger RNA of Prorocentrum cordatum, 1179 nucleotides long. The record is from the annotation of a GenBank genome assembly. Lineage: Eukaryota; Dinophyceae; Prorocentrales; Prorocentraceae.
AUGCAGAAGUACGCCGGCGGCAUCUGGGGCAACGUGUCGAGCGGCGACCAGAUGCUCCUCCCGCCAGAGUACUUCGACUCGCGCUACAACCGGGAGUUCCUGGAGGAGUUCUGGGCGGCCUGGCAGAAGCAGGAGGCGAACGCCACGACGCGCAGGUCGCUGGCCCAGGUCUUCGCUCGCGGCAGCGGCUCCACGCCAAAGCCUUCUAAGGACGGCGGCGAGCGCGCUUGGACCGUGCAGUCGUCCACCAACCUGGGUCUCAGCCUCAUGCACCGCAUAGGCCUGAGCUUCAUCAAGAUCCCGGGAAUUCUGCAGGUGCAGCCGUACUUCCAGAUCAAGUUCGACUUCAACAUCAAGAAGCUCCUCAGCGCCAUUUCCAUGCGCGUGAGGGGGGCAGACCCGAACGGCCUCAGCUCGGCCUCCGUGCUGCAGCACUACCGCUCCCGGCAGGAGAAGUGCCUUAAGUGCGUGAGGAGCGGGCAGGCCUUCUGCGACCGCGAGCGCCCGGCGGAGUCCAUGCUCGCGGGCGGCCUCUCGGACGACAUGGACGACUGCGAGGACCGCACCACUGCGAGAAAGAAUGCCUGCCGGAGAUUCGAGUGGCCUCACGGGGCGAUCAAGGACGCGGGGCCUAGGCCUGGGAAGGUGUUCGAGAAUCAGGUCGGCCCCUGCUUCGACCGCGUGACCGGGCAGAGCAUCAAUCCAAGGUGGAUCUCCAGCGAGGAGCACUGCAGGGAGAUGCGCUGGCCUGCCACCGACGACGAGAAGGACCGCAGAGAGACGAAGGCGAGCGACUGGCAGUUUGGCUUCCUCAAUCAGGCCAGCGGCCGAACACACAAUCUGCUGGUCAUGGGGGACGACGUCAAGUUCGACGGCCGAAAGGCGUGCCACGAGGGCUUCCGCUGCUGCGGAGCCCGCAACCGCGUGGGCGAGGAGACCCUGCGCUGCGUGGAGGUGGACUCGCUGCAGCGCACCGGGAGCUGGCUCUUCAACAACCAGAAGUGCAAGUACUUCACCCCGGGCGACUUCCCAGGGGCGCGGUGGACCCACGUCCGGGACGAGUUCCGAUGCGCCCCCGUCGACAAGCACAACUCUGCCUUCGACGGGCACUGGUGGGUCGACCCGGCCAACCACUGGUCGGCCGCGGGGCACUGGUCGAAGAGAACAGACCUGGAUUGA